UUUGAAUGGCAUCAACUAAUUAAACAUAAAAAGACGUACUCAAAUUAAAACUAUAAAAUAGAGAUACAAAGGAGAAUUUCAACCCUUGAAUAAGGUUAGACAUGGAUUUGGAACAUAUAUAUAUGAAAAUUCUUUUUUCACUUAUGAAGGGCAAUGGGAAAAUGGAAUCAAGUAAGGUUAAGGAAUUUUGAAGAUGAAAGAUGGCAGUUAUUAUUAAGGAAAUUUUGAAAAGGGAGAAAUCGAAGGUCAUGGAGAAUUUCAUUAUGCAAAUGGAUCAAUGUAUGUUGGGGAGUUUCAUUAAGGAGAGAAGCAUGGAUAAGGGGUUUUUUCAUCAGCCAACAUGACUUAUGAGGGACAAUGGAAUUUAAACUGCAUGUAAGGAAGUGGGAUCUUGUAAACACCUACUUACAGAAUUGAAGGAACUUUUUUAUAACACAAACCUCAUGGACAUUGUAAUUAUUAUUCAGAAGAAUAUAAUUAUAUUGGAGAAUUUGAUAAAGGUAAAAGAUCAGGAAAAGGAAAGUACGAGAGCAAAUUAGAGGAUUAUGAGGGAGAAUUCUUGGAUGACAAGAAACAUGGCUCAGGCAUUUUAGUCAAGAAAGGAGAUUAUCCUUAUUAUUAUGCUGGAGAAUUUCUUUAAGAUAAUCCUACAUGUAUGGAAUUUUGGUUUACUAUUUUUAGUGCAAACAAACAAACUCAAUUUUAAAUUAGAUCCACAACCAGAAGAACCCAUAGAUCCAAAAGCAAAGAAGGGAGAACCUGUUAUUGAUUUAACUUAGGUUUUGGUUCAUGAAUUAAAGUCAGGAAAAACUAUCAAUUUUGAACUCUACUUAGUGUAUUAAGGACCAGAUAUUGAGGAUCCAGUUCAGCCAACAUAAUAAGAGAUUGAUGAAAUGAUUAAGAAUUGGCAGAAGGAAGCCAAAAAACAAAAAAAUCCUCCACCCAUGCCUGAUUUUGGAGCGAAGAGAAUGAUACCUGCUCCUCCUGUACAAAUCAAAUAAGAAUCAGGAAGAAUCUUAGAAUUAAAGAUGAGUAAUUUAUGAUUUUAUUAAUAGUUUAAAAAACUGAUUAAGGGGACAAGCUAUUCAGAAUUGAUUAUAGAGAAAAAUUGGCUGUUAGAAGGGAAGAAGUUACACGUUUGAAAGCAGAAAUUGAAGCAUAAAAACAAUUAGAAGAAUAAUAGGCUCAAUAGCCUGUUAAAAAGAAGGAUGCUAAGAAAUAAGCAAAGAAAUAACCUGAGCCAGAUCAAAUAGAUUUAUCUGUCAAAUUAUUUGUUGAAGGAGACAAUGAACCUUUGACUGUUGAAACAAAGGAAGGAAUGGUCAGAAUAGAAAAUUUAGAAUACCCUGAAGAUUUUCCUCCUGGCAAAUAUUAUUAUGGUAGUGAUUUCCUUUACCUUAGUUAUUUCUAAUAAAUCAACAAAUUCAAUAGGUGAUUUUGCGCCAAUAGAGAUCGAAGUGAUUAUCAAUCCAGAAGGUGGUCUUAAAUAGUAACCAAAAAAAAAAUGA
This is a messenger RNA of Paramecium octaurelia, 1508 nucleotides long. NCBI's taxonomy places the organism in Eukaryota, Ciliophora, Oligohymenophorea, Peniculida, Parameciidae. The record is from the annotation of a GenBank genome assembly.